Ailuropoda melanoleuca (giant panda) is the source of this 3238-nucleotide messenger RNA. RefSeq names its product interferon regulatory factor 2 binding protein like (gene IRF2BPL). Lineage: Eukaryota; Metazoa; Chordata; Mammalia; Carnivora; Ursidae. Gene Ontology annotation, molecular function: transcription corepressor activity. The transcript has a single exon. Gene Ontology annotation, cellular component: nucleus. The record is from RefSeq and is a predicted model, not a curated record. The coding region runs from base 34 to 2397 and encodes 787 amino acids. Gene Ontology annotation, biological process: regulation of transcription by RNA polymerase II.
GGGCGGGGGCCUACCUUCCCCAGGGCCGGCAUCAUGUCGGCGGCGCAGGUGUCCUCGUCCCGGAGACAGUCUUGCUACCUGUGCGACCUGCCCCGCAUGCCCUGGGCCAUGAUCUGGGACUUCUCGGAACCCGUAUGCCGCGGUUGCGUCAACUACGAGGGCGCCGAUCGCAUCGAGUUCGUGAUCGAGACCGCGCGCCAGCUGAAGCGGGCGCACGGCUGCUUUCAAGACGGCCGCUCCCCCGGGCCGCCGCCGCCCGUCGGGGUCAAGACGGUGGCCCUGUCGGCUAAGGAGGCGGCGGCUGCUGCAGCGGCGGCAGCCGCCGCCGCACAGCAGCAGCAACAACAGCAGCAGCAGCAACAGCAGCAGCAGCAGCAGCAACAACAGCUCAACCACGUCGAUGGUUCCAGCAAGCCUGCUGUGCUGGCGGCCCCGUCCGGCCUGGAACGCUAUGGCCUGAGCGCUGCCGCCGCUGCUGCCGCCGCUGCCGCCGCCGCGGUGGAGCAGCGCAGCCGCUUCGAGUACCCGCCACCGCCGGUGAGCCUGGGAAGCAGCAGCCACGCCGCGCGGCUACCCAACGGCCUGGGGGGCCCCAAUGGCUUCCCCAAGCCGACACCGGAGGAGGGACCCCCGGAGCUGAACCGCCAGAGCCCCAACUCAUCUUCAGCCGCGGCGUCGGUGGCGUCUCGGCGCGGGACGCACGGUGGGCUAGUGACGGGGCUGCCCAACCCGGGGGGUGGUGGAGGCCCCCAGCUCACGGUGCCCCCCAACCUGCUGCCGCAGACGCUACUUAACGGCCCGGCCAGUGCCGCCGUGCUGCCCCCACCGCCGCCCCACGGCCUGGGCAGCCGUGGGCCCCCGACGCCCGCGCCCCCAGGGGCACCCGGGGGCCCCGCUUGUCUUGGGGGCGCCCCGGGCGUAUCAACCGCGUCGUCCUCUGCGUCGUCUUCGACCUCGUCGUCAGUGGCGGAGGUGGGAGUGGGUGCUGGCGGCAAAAGGCCCGGCUCGGUCUCGAGCACAGACCAGGAGCGCGAGUUGAAGGAGAAGCAGCGGAACGCCGAGGCCCUGGCCGAGCUGAGUGAGAGCCUGCGCAACCGCGCGGAGGAGUGGGCCAACAAGCCCAAGAUGGUCCGCGACACGCUGCUCACGCUGGCUGGCUGCACGCCCUACGAGGUGCGUUUCAAGAAGGACCACUCGCUGCUGGGCCGCGUCUUCGCCUUCGAUGCUGUCUCCAAGCCCGGCAUGGACUACGAGUUGAAGCUGUUCAUUGAGUACCCCACGGGCUCAGGCAACGUGUACUCCAGCGCAUCUGGUGUGGCCAAGCAGAUGUACCAGGACUGUAUGAAGGACUUCGGCCGGGGUCUCUCCUCCGGCUUCAAGUAUCUGGAGUACGAGAAGAAGCACGGCUCUGGGGACUGGCGCCUCCUUGGAGACCUGCUGCCCGAGGCCGUGCGCUUCUUCAAGGAGGGCGUGCCCGGCGCCGACAUGCUGCCCCAGCCCUACCUGGACGCCAGCUGCCCCAUGUUGCCCACGGCGCUGGUGAGUCUAAGCCGCGCCCCCAGCGCCCCCCCGGGCACCGGGGCCCUGCCGCCCGCCACCCCUUCGGGCCGGGGCACAGCCGCCAGUCUUCGCAAGAGGAAGGCGUCCCCCGAGCCCCCGGACUCCGCCGAGGGCGCCCUCAAACUGGGCGAGGAGCAGCAGAGGCAGCAGUGGAUGGCGAACCAGAGCGAGGCACUAAAGCUCACCAUGUCGGCCGGGGGCUUUGCGGCGCCAGGGCAUGCCGCCGGGGGUCCGCCCCCGCCGCCUCCGCCCCUGGGACCCCAUUCCAACCGGACCACCCCGCCCGAGUCAGCCCCUCAGAACGGUCCGUCCCCCAUGGCCGCCCUCAUGUCGGUGGCAGACACACUGGGCACGGCGCACUCGCCCAAGGACGGCAGUUCCGUGCACUCCACCACUGCGUCCGCGAGGCGCAACAGCAGCAGUCCGGUGUCACCGGCCUCAGUGCCCGGGCAGCGCCGCUUGGCAUCACGGAACGGGGACCUGAAUUUACAGGUGGCGCCCCCGCCGCCUAGCACCCACCCGGGCAUGGACCAAGUGCACCCCCAAAACAUUCCGGAUUCCCCUAUGGCCAACAGCGGGCCCCUCUGCUGUACCAUUUGCCACGAACGUUUGGAGGACACGCAUUUCGUUCAGUGCCCAUCCGUCCCCAGCCACAAAUUCUGUUUCCCUUGCUCUAGAGAGAGUAUCAAGGCCCAGGGGGCCACCGGCGAGGUGUACUGCCCCAGCGGAGAGAAAUGCCCCCUGGUUGGGUCGAAUGUACCUUGGGCCUUCAUGCAGGGCGAAAUCGCGACGAUCUUAGCUGGAGAUGUUAAAGUGAAAAAGGAGAGAGACCCUUGAACCAGGAGACAGCCACCGUCUCUGCCCCUGACCAGCUCCUCUCCGAUCCAGAGGGCCCCACCCCCACCCACAGCGACCCUCCCUCCCCUCCCCCUCAAGAUGUAGAAUUGUGAAUAUAACAAACUGCAAAAAGUUAGUCUUAUGUAUAGACAUUAUUUUCGUCGUAUGUUUCUAUAUUUUGAAACAAAAGGUAUGUAACUUCUUCAUUUGAAGGAUAAGCUGGUUUGUGUUAAGCAGUAUAAUAUUGAUUGGGUCAUUUGCAUCAUUUCGUUAGCAUUUAUUUGGUGGCAGAGUGUUUGCCUAGGUACAGAAUUAAUAGCCCUUAGCAACGACUGCUGCUGGUGUGUAUUUUUGUAAAUGUUAUGCACUCUCUGAAAGGAAAAGAAAACACAAAAGAAAAUGACUUUUUUUUUUUUUUUGCCAAGGCCAGUGUUGCUGCCUAAAAAAAAAAAAAAGAUGCUAUAAAAUGUUGAAAGCUUCUUUCUAAACAGCCCCAAGAGUUGAAGUCUUCACUUUAUUUUGUUCCAUUUUGUUCUGUUUUGUUUGUUUUUCUGUUUUGUUUGCAAAAUGGUAAGGGGGGGGUGUUGGGGGGGCGGGGUGUUUUUUGUUGCAAGUUUGUGAGGGAAAAUGUUUUGGUUUGUUUCUACUGACCUGAAUGUGUUGGAUCUUCACGUGUUGUUUUGUUUUUGCUUUAUUGAUGCACGGAUGCUUUUGAACAGUAGAGCGAAAUGCUAGACAUGGGGAAUCUGCUCUGUUUGUCCUUUAUACAUUUCUGUAGUUAACAGAACACUGUAAUGUGCCUUGGAGCUUAGUAACUUGUAAUAAAUUCAAUUGAUAUUAA